CCUCGUUUGACAGAUGGCACGCCGCUGUCAUACGUAAAUAAAGCGUUCAAUUUGGCUUGUGGGAAAGUUGCAAACUAUUGACAAAACAAACAUAAUUUAGCUUUAUUUUGUGUGUAAUAAAACUCCAGAUGGCUCGCGAAACAGAAUCGGAUGGAUCAGGUUCGGAUUCGGGCUCUAGUCGUAGCAACAGCCGGAGCAGAAGCCGCAGCGGUACCCCUCAAGUAGCACCAACGCCUGGUUUUUCCUUGGAACAUCAUGAUUCUCGCUCCAACUCCCCCAAUCAACGGUCCCGCUCCGGUACACCGCGACAGAACCGGAGUCGGUCAAAUUCAGCCGGUUCUCAGCGUUCGCGGUCGGGUUCUGGUGCAAGGUCGCGUUCUGGCAGUAGAUCCCCCACUCCUGGCAGUGCACAGAAACGUCAGAGCAGAUCACGCAGCGGAUCCGGUUCACCGGCCGGUUCUCACAGAUCCGGUUCCGGUUCAAGACAUUCGCGCUCCCGGUCAGGAUCCCGUUCGCAAGGAUCCGGUAGCGCAAGAUCGCGCAGCGGUACACCACAAAACCGUUCGGGUAGCGGAACGCCCGUGAAUAGAUCCCGCAGCGGAUCGGCCGCAUCGGGAUCACCGGGCUCGGAACGGAAAUCUCGGUCCCGUUCCCGCUCUGCUCGUUCCGGCUCGGCACGCAGUCGUUCCGGAUCUGUGCAAUCACCGGUGAACGAAAAACGAAAACGAGCUGUACUGAGCGAUUCCGACUCGGACGAUGGUGCCAAGAAGGAGGCGAAAAAGAAGAACAAACUCAUCGAUACGGACUCGGAGGAAGAAGCAGGUGGCGGAACGGCGAAGGGCAAGGAUGUUACGGCCGAUGCACUGUUCGGUGAUGCGGAUGAUAUCAGCUCGGAUGAAGCUGCCGGUGACGAGUCAGGCCGAGAGCGGGAUGAACUGGAUGAUCUGGAGGAUGAACAGCGCAAGCAGGAUCAGGCAAGAGAUCGAUCGAGGGAAAGAUCCCGCAGCCGAAGCCGUAGUCGCAGUAGAAGCCGUGACAGUGAUCGCCGUUCGUCGGAUGAAGAAGGCAACCGGGAUCGGUUAGCCCGUUGGGAGGAGCCGAAAGAGCCAGAACCGGAACCGGAACCAAUUCCGGAGACACGAAUCGAUGUUGAGAUUCCUCGCAUUGUGACGGAUCUCGGUCGAGACAUUCAUUUCGUAAAGCUACCCAAUUUCUUGUCCGUCGAGACACGCCCAUUCGAUACGGACACGUAUGAGGAUGAAAUUGACGAAGAGGAAACGCUCGACGAGGAAGGUCGCCAGCGGUUGAAGCUGAAGGUGGAAAACACAAUCCGCUGGAGGAACAACAUCGACCGGCAGGGUACGGCACAGCGCGAAACAAACGCGCGGUUCGUCAAGUGGUCCGAUGGUAGCAUGAGUUUGCACCUGGGAUCGGAAAUUUUCGACGUGUACAAGCAACCGCUGCAGGGCGAUCACAACCAUCUGUUUAUCCGGCAGGGUACGGGUUUGCAGGGCCAGUCCGUAUUCCGCACGAAGCUUACCUUCCGACCACACUCGACCGAAUCGUUUACCCAUCAGAAGAUGCUCAUCUCGUUGGCCGACCGGUCGCAGAAAACGUCCGGCAUCAAGAUCCUUACACAGGUCGGGUUCGAUCCGGAUGCGGACCGAAAGCAGAACCUCAAAAAGGAGGAGGAAAAGCUGCGGAUGGCAAUGCGUGCCAAGCAGACGUCUUCGAAACCGAAGCGCGGACGGGACUCGGGAGCAAAUGCGGGCAACGCGUACCACCACGACGAGGGUUCGGAUGAUGAGGGUGGCAUAUCGAUUGCGGCCAUUAAAAACAAAUUCAAGGGAGACAAAGGGAAGGGAGGCGGUGCGAAAGGAAACGCCGGAAUUUACUCUUCGGACGAGGAAGGUUCGGAUGUGGAAACGGGCCGGCGUAAGAAAAACAUUGACAAAAAGAAGGCACUUAAAUCGUUGGCCGAUUCGGAUGACAGUGAUGCUGGAUCGGGGUCGGAGGAAGGUUCGCGCGGUACCCGGUCACGAUCCAAUUCGGGCUCCGGAUCGGGGUCGGGUGGUGAAGGAUCCGGUAGCGAGAAGAGCGGUGCAGGGGGCAAUCGUUCUGAGGGCGAUAGUGAUGAAUAGGAAUAGCUCGAAGGAAGAAUGACCAGGAGAGCAACUUGAUGGAUAUCUUUAAAAAUUCGGAAAAAUAUAAUACAGACCAGAAUUGAAAAAAAAAU
This is a messenger RNA of Anopheles stephensi (Asian malaria mosquito), 2236 nucleotides long. RefSeq names its product another transcription unit protein (gene Atu). Gene Ontology annotation, cellular component: Cdc73/Paf1 complex; nucleus. The record is from RefSeq and is a predicted model, not a curated record. Gene Ontology annotation, biological process: positive regulation of transcription elongation by RNA polymerase II; transcription elongation by RNA polymerase II. The transcript has 3 exons. NCBI's taxonomy places the organism in Eukaryota, Metazoa, Arthropoda, Insecta, Diptera, Culicidae. Gene Ontology annotation, molecular function: RNA polymerase II C-terminal domain phosphoserine binding. The coding region runs from base 129 to 2141 and encodes 670 amino acids.